This is a messenger RNA of Mucor velutinosus, 1116 nucleotides long. Its product is annotated as tropomyosin-2. The record is from RefSeq and is a predicted model, not a curated record. The coding region runs from base 1 to 1116 and encodes 371 amino acids. The transcript is spliced from 4 exons. Lineage: Eukaryota; Fungi; Mucoromycota; Mucoromycetes; Mucorales; Mucoraceae.
AUGAAAUUUAUUCUUUUUAUUGCUUUUCCUCUGGGUACUUUAGGGAAAGAAAUCAGGGGUCUGACUGAACUCUCUGGUGCCAAGGUGAUUCAGUUGAAAGAUGACCUCAAAAGAGAAUUUGAACGACAUUACACGCAAAGAGACGAGCAUUUCAAUCGUUUGAUUACUGAGAGAAUGUUGGAUUUGAAGCAGACAGUAACGAUUUUGAAUCAAGAGCGUAUUGAGUCCAACUUGAAGCUGGAGUUGCUUGAGAAUAAGGUCAACCAACUUGUAGCCAAAUAUGAUCUUAUUACAGCUGAGAACACCUCCAAGGAUCAUCAGCACAAGCUUGGUUAUGUCCAGCUAUCUGAAAAGUAUGAAAAGAUGGAGCAAGGGAUGAAGGCAUUGGAACAGAAAUUCGAUUCUAAGUCUACCAAAGUGUCAAGUCCUAUCAACAAAGCCAAAAGCUUUGAGCUAUUGUCCUCCAAGGUAUCUGAAAUUGACAGCAGAGUAAAUCUUCUCAAGACCAAGGUAGCAUUCAUUGAACAAAAGCUGCCCAGCAUUCAAGACGGCGUACAAGCAAAUUGUUCGCAUGUUCAAACAAGACUGACUGCACUUGAGGCUAACUACAAGAGCAUAUCUCCUCUCAAGGAACAAGGUGUCAUUAAAUAUCUUCUUGAGCAAGCCGUCCAAACUGAAAAUACACUCGACAUAUAUUCAAAUGAUAUCAAGCAGCUUUCCAACAACUUGACUACUGUAGUCAACAAGACAGAGAAAGAGCAAGAAGAUCAGCGUAUUUCCGGAGAGAAAUUGAAAAAACAAGUAGCAGCAUUGUCCGAGAGUUUCAAGAUUGCUAAUUUUGCCAUCGGUAAACUUCAAACUGUAACACAAGAACACUAUCAUACACUUUUACCUAUAGCCAAAAAGGUAGAUACACACGAGGGCCAUCUGACUGAGCUGUCUAGUAUUGUAAACGAUAUUGCGGAUUAUCAUUUGGAAUUGGUACAAUCCGAAGAAACUACGGCUGAUCAAACAUUAGAGGUGGAACAAGAGACUAAGGCUAAGAAGGAAAGGCAUGAUACUACUACGUUAGCUAAGCCAGCGAGCCAAGAUAAUCAACAUGGUAAAAAUAAAUAG